This is a messenger RNA of Sceloporus undulatus (fence lizard), 943 nucleotides long. RefSeq names its product neutral amino acid transporter A-like. The annotation marks the transcript as partial. The transcript has a single exon. Lineage: Eukaryota; Metazoa; Chordata; Lepidosauria; Squamata; Phrynosomatidae. The record is from RefSeq and is a predicted model, not a curated record. Gene Ontology annotation, molecular function: L-threonine transmembrane transporter activity; L-aspartate transmembrane transporter activity; L-alanine transmembrane transporter activity. Gene Ontology annotation, biological process: L-glutamate transmembrane transport; L-serine transport. Gene Ontology annotation, cellular component: plasma membrane.
CAAAAGGCCGGUCCUCCUCCUCCUCCUCAGUCCCUUCGCCCCCUCCCCUCAAAGCCGGCCUUUUAAAGCUCCCCACUCCGGUUCUGAUUGGAGCAGAAGGGGAAGGGAGGGGAGGGGAGGGGAGGAGAGGAGGCGCUGAGCCCAGAGCCCCCGCGCCUUGCAUCAGCCGCGCUGCGGGCGGGGAAGGCACAAGGGGAGCCCCGCCGCCGCCGCCCUCCUCCUGCUGCCCUCAGCCCUGCGAGGAGGAGCAGGACCCACGCCUCGGCCCUCUGCCUGCCCUCCUCAGCUGGCCACUGCAAGGAGGGCCCCCUUCCCCUCCUCAGCCUCUCUUUCCCUCUGGGCUCUUGGACCCAAGACCCUCCUCUUUGCCCUCUGAGCCCUUGAUCCCAGGACCCCCUUUCCCUUCUGGCUGUGCGCCAUGGAGAAGCCGGCGGAGAUCGGGAACGGCUACCUGGGGGCUCCCUCGGAGGCAGGGCCCCGGGGUGCCAGCCGGGCUCUGCUGCUGCUGCGGCGUCUGGGGUCCUCCCUGGGGGGCUUCCUGCGUAGGAACUGCCUGGUGCUGCUGACGGUCUCCGGGGUGGUGGCCGGGGUGGCGCUGGGGGCCCUGCUGCGGCGUCUGCAUCUCUCGGCGGCGCAGGUGAGCUACCUGGCCUUCCCGGGGGAGAUGCUGCUGCGGAUGCUGAAGAUGGUCAUCCUGCCGCUGGUGGUCUGCAGCCUGGUCUCCGGGGCCGCCAGCCUGGACACCCGCUCGCUGGGCAGACUGGGCGGCAUCGCCAUCGCCUACUUCUUGGGCACCACGCUGAUGGCGGCCGCCCUGGCAGUGGCCUUGGCCUUCGUCGUCAACCCGGGGCUGGGCGCAGGAGGGGGCCUCAGCAAGGAGCAGUUGGGCCUCCAGGACCAGGUGGCCACCCCCAAGGAGACCCUCGACUCCUCCCUCGAUCUG